This is a messenger RNA of Rhizopus microsporus ATCC 52813, 650 nucleotides long. RefSeq lists its product as uncharacterized. NCBI's taxonomy places the organism in Eukaryota, Fungi, Mucoromycota, Mucoromycetes, Mucorales, Rhizopodaceae. The transcript has a single exon. Bases 90 to 650 code for a protein of 186 amino acids. The record is from RefSeq and is a predicted model, not a curated record.
AAUCCUUUUAUUUUUGAUUUGUCUUGCUUUGAGUAAAGACCGGAAAAUAUAUAAACUGAACAUUGUCUUCUUUUUCAUUUUAAUUCUUCAUGUCUUCGCUUCAUUUACCUUCCUUUAAUAACAAACUAAAGAAAAAACCCUCGUUUAUAUUAGAAAAACGUCCCAAUUUAGAAAGAUCAGUUAGCAACAGUAGCACACUAUCCAAAGUUAGAAGAUUUGGCUCAAAAUUAAUAAGAAGCAAAUCACAAAGAAUCAUAUCUUCACCAUCAUCACCUCAAGAAGCAUCAACGUCCUUUGAAUUAAAUAUAUCUCCUACAUUCAAUAGGGAUAGCCGAUCCUCCUUGGUUGCAUCCUUGAAUGAAAGCACUUCAUCUAUAGAAGAACACGUCAAAACGCCGACAACUGCUGAUUUCUGUCAGACGUCAUUUGCCUUUAAUAUUGAGCACCCUAGUGAUCAAGAAGAUGAACAAGAAGAAGAAGAUGAUGAUGAUGAAGUAGACGAAAGCACACUAUCUACUGUAUCGCUGGUUCGAUACCAUUUAUCUAUGGCACUGAAGCAAGUAGACGAAGAAAUUGACGAUGAAUUACAAAUCUCUCAUGAAAUGAUGCUAAGGAACUUAAAAUCAUGCCCCAGGAUAUCAUUUAAAUAA